Molecule: messenger RNA, 1717 nt
Organism: Scheffersomyces stipitis CBS 6054
Lineage: Eukaryota; Fungi; Ascomycota; Pichiomycetes; Serinales; Debaryomycetaceae
Gene: POB3
Product: FACT complex subunit
Exons: 2
Coding region: 1-1641 (546 amino acids)
Cellular component (GO): nucleus; FACT complex
Molecular function (GO): histone binding; DNA binding; nucleosome binding
Source: RefSeq, a predicted model, not a curated record
AUGGUCAACACAGAUUUUGAGAAGAUCUACUUGAACCAAUCGAGAAACAAUGGACGUAUGCGUAUAGCAGACUCCGGGCUUGGCUGGAAGGCUAGUUCUGCGGGCUCCAACGGUAAUGCUGAUCCAUUCUUAUUGCCCUCUGAAGAGAUCUUGACAGCUCAAUGGUCCCGAAGUUCGCGAGGCUACGAAUUGCGUGUCCAGACUAAGAACAAAGGUGUUGUGAUGUUGGAUGGAUUCGACGUAGAAGACUUUACAAAGUUAAAACAGGAAUUGCAGAGAAACUUUCUGUUGAACUUGGAACAUAAGGAGCAUUCGUUAAGAGGCUGGAACUGGGGGAAAAAUGAUUUUGCCCGUAACGAGUUGGUUUUCCAAGUCAACAACAAGCCGGCAUUCGAAAUCCCAUAUGAUGUUAUCAGUAACUCCAACUUAACAGGGAAAAACGAGGUAGCAAUCGAGUUCAACUUGGACACAGCACCUUCUAGAGCUGGUGAUGAGAUGGUUGAAAUGCGAUUCUACGUUCCAGGAGUUGUAGAAAACGAAUCGAAUAAGCUUGAAGUUAAAGAUGAGGGCGAAAAUAGUGAAAAUGGAGAAAAGCCUCUGACUUCUUCUGAUUCAGCCCAAGAGACAAGCGCUGCUCAGGCUUUCUAUGAACAAGUUAAAGACAGAGCUUCUAUUGGGCAAGUUGCUGGAGAAGCCAUUGUUUCGUUCAGUGAUGUUCUUUUCUUGACUCCAAGAGGACGUUACGAUAUCGACAUGUAUGCAUCGUCGUUGAGAUUGCGUGGUAAGACUUACGACUACAAGAUCCAAUACAAGCAGAUUGAAAGGAUCUUCUCAUUGCCCAAACCAGAUGAUGCUCACCACUUGAUCAUAUUGCAAAUUGAUCCACCAUUGAGACAGGGACAAACUAGAUAUCCAUUCUUGGUGUUACAGUUUGCCAGAGAAGAAGAAACCGAAGUCGAGUUGAAUUUAUCAGAACAGGAAUACGAAACCAAGUACAAGGACCGUUUGAAAAAGAGCUAUGAUGCUCCUACCCAAUUGGUUAUGUCCCAUUGUUUCAAGGGUUUAACCGAAAGAAGGUUGAUUGUUCCAGGGUCCUUCCAAUCUAGGUUCUUACAACCCGGCAUUUCGUGCUCUUUGAAGGCAUCUGAAGGGUACUUGUAUCCAUUAGACAGAUGUUUCCUUUUUGUGACCAAGCCUACGAUAUAUAUCCCUUUUUCGGAAAUUAGUAACAUCACCAUGUCUAGAACUGGAGGGGGUGUUUCUGCUUCGAGAACGUUUGAUCUUGAGAUCAAUGUUCGUGGCUCCAACCAGUCGCACAUUUUCGGUAGUAUUGAUAGAGAAGAGCAGGAAACUAUCGAAAACUACUGUGCCGAAAAGGGUAUCAGAGUUAAGAACGAGGAAAAAUUGGCUAAGGCAAGAUUGGCCAAGGCGAUUAAUGAGGCAGAUGACGACGACGACGAUGAUGUAGACAUGGGAAGUGCCGGCGAUGACGACUCCGAAAGCGCUGACGACGACUUCCAGUCCGGCUCAGACUCGGAUGUAGCCGAAGAGUUCGACUCUGAAGCUUCCUUAUCUGGUUCUGAAGGAGAAGCGCAGGGAGAAGCCGAUGACAGACCCCCAAAGAAAAAGGUGAAGAACUGAUCAUCUUCGGAGCCUUGGAGUUCUAAACUAUGUACGGUAAUAGUAGCAGUUUGUAUUAUAGCAUUUUUACUGGAUU